Phragmites australis (common reed) is the source of this 1083-nucleotide messenger RNA. Its product is annotated as ubiquitin-conjugating enzyme E2 5A. Lineage: Eukaryota; Viridiplantae; Streptophyta; Magnoliopsida; Poales; Poaceae. Gene Ontology annotation, molecular function: ubiquitin conjugating enzyme activity. The record is from RefSeq and is a predicted model, not a curated record. Gene Ontology annotation, biological process: protein polyubiquitination. Gene Ontology annotation, cellular component: nucleus. The transcript is spliced from 5 exons. The coding region runs from base 387 to 830 and encodes 147 amino acids.
UAAUUCUUCGGGCUCAUGAGCAGCCAGCCGCUCGUAUGAAAUGGAGCCCAGUGGAUGGCAUUUCGUUUUGAUGCCGUCCGCUUUCACUGGGCCGCCCUUGUUGAUCAGCCAUGGUAUUUGUAUCGCGACUAAAGGAAGGCCCCAAGAAGCGAUGAUACGAUUAAAUGGAAUAAAUAAAGCCAGCACGCAAACCUCUAGCUGUCUAGCAAGAGAGCAUAGGGGCGGUACACAUAUACCCUUCUCCUGGUUCCUUUCCCCAACUCCAGCUCCAUUAUUGAUCCUUGAGAAGAGGUGGAGGAGGCAGGAGCGAAGAAGAAAGAGAAGUUCUUUAGUCAGGCAGUUUCUUUAAUCUUGUUUGGUGCAAAAAGGAGGGCAAGGAAGGGGGGAUGGCAUCAAAGAGGAUUCAGAAGGAGCUCAAGGAUCUGCAGAAGGACCCUCCUACCUCAUGCAGUGCAGGUCCUGUAGGUGAAGACAUGUUCCAUUGGCAGGCAACAAUAAUGGGUCCAUCUGAUAGCCCAUAUGCUGGUGGAGUUUUCCUAGUUACCAUCCACUUCCCUCCUGAUUAUCCUUUCAAACCACCAAAGGUGGCAUUCCGUACCAAGGUGUUCCAUCCAAAUAUCAACAGCAAUGGAAGCAUUUGCCUUGACAUCUUGAAGGAUCAAUGGAGUCCUGCGCUAACUAUUUCCAAGGUGUUGCUGUCCAUCUGUUCACUGCUUACUGACCCAAACCCUGACGAUCCUCUUGUUCCUGAGAUCGCUCACAUGUACAAGGUGGACCGGCACAAGUAUGAGAACACCGCGAGAACCUGGACCCAAAGGUAUGCCAUGUAAAAAUCGGAUCUUCGGAGUCUGAAGCUGCUGCGUUAUGUUACUUGUCGUGUUUCCCGUGAUUGUGUGCUGUAUGGAUCGAAUUGGGUCAUUUGCAGUGCACUGUGGUGCUGACUGGUCUAUUGUGUCAUUUCAAGCAGUAAUCCUGAAUGUCAAACUGGUGUUUGGAACGUGUUGCGUUGGAUAAUGCUGCCAUGCGAGUCAAUGUAUGCGAUGCAGCUGUUCCUUGUUGGAAACUUAAAUUGUUUCCUUGUCA